This is a messenger RNA of Theobroma cacao (cacao), 2114 nucleotides long. RefSeq names its product Ribophorin I. Lineage: Eukaryota; Viridiplantae; Streptophyta; Magnoliopsida; Malvales; Malvaceae. Gene Ontology annotation, cellular component: oligosaccharyltransferase complex; membrane. The record is from RefSeq and is a predicted model, not a curated record.
AAGAGGAAGAAAGUAGGAAAAAAAAAAAAAAAGAGUCAAGCCGAGAAAGUCUGAGGUGAAGUCAGAAGUGCAUCUGGUGGGGGAGAGAGUGGGCGAUAAUGGAGAUUUCGAGGUUUGGUUUACUUGUGUUUACAAUCGCAAUUCUGGCAUCACCGGCACUCUCCGAUCUAGUCCUCUCCAAAGUCGAUCGACGCAUUUAUUUGACAUCACAAAUUGUACGGAUUUCUUCAACUUUAAAGGUGGAGAAUGCAGGUUCUGAGAUGGUGUCUGAGGUUCUGUUGGCUUUUCCCGAGCUUCAAGCCAAAAACUUGGCAUAUUUGAUGGCUGCCCAACAUGAAGGGAAAGGGAAAGCAAAAAAUUCUGUGGUUGCUCUCUCUGUUGAGGUCGCCAGCCCGAAAGACAUGCCUCCUGCUUUAACAUUCUAUUCAGUGUCAUUGCCUAAGGGAUUAGCUGAGGGUGAUAGCUUCACUUUUGAUGUCUUGGCUGUAUAUACCCAUGCCUUGCAACCUAUUCCUGAGCAAAUCACUCAGGCUGAUAUUCAGCUUGUAGUUUACCAGGAAAGUGCAUACUAUCUAUCUCCUUAUGUUGUCAAGGUCCAGUCCCUAAGCAUUAAAUUGCCUGAUUCUAGAAUUGAAUCCUAUACAAAACUGGAGAACACAAAGAUUCAUGGUUCAGAAAUCAAAUAUGGUCCUUAUGAGAAUCUUCCUACAUUCUCGUACUCACCCAUAGUAGUUCAUUUUGAGAGCAAUCAACCCUUUGCUGUUGCUCAGGAAUUGGUGAGAGAGAUAGAAGUUUCCCAUUGGGGUAAUGUGCAGGUCACCGAGCAUUACAAGCUCGUCCAUGGUGGAGCCCGAAGCAAGGGUGAAUUUUCCAGGCUUGAUUUCCAGGCUAGACCAAAUCUUCGAGGUGCAUCAGCCUUUAGGUAUCUUGUUGCAAAUUUGCCACCAAGGGCUCAUUCUGUUUAUUACAGGGAUGAAAUUGGCAAUAUAUCAACAUCUUAUCUGUGGGGUGACUCCAAAAAGACUGAACUAUUGAUUGAACCAAGGUACCCCAUGUUUGGUGGCUGGAAAACUGCUUUUACCAUUGGAUAUGGCUUGCCACUUCAGGACUUCUUGUAUAAAUCAGAGGGGAAACGCUUUCUUAACAUCACUUUUAGUACCCCAAUGGUUGAGUUGAUUAUUGAUACUCUCAUUGUGAAGGUUGUGUUGCCCGAGGGUUCUAGUGACAUAUCUGUAUCUGCUCCAUUUCCUGUGAAGCAGUGGCAAGAGACCAAAAUCUCCCACUUGGAUAUUGAUGGUAGACCGGUAGUUGUGCUGGAAAAGACUAACGUUGUGCCGGAGCACAAUCAAUAUUUUCAGGUCUAUUACAAGUUCAACAAACUAUCGAUGCUUAGAGAGCCACUGAUGCUAAUUUCAGGAUUUUUCUUUCUUUUUGUUGCUUGCAUUGUUUAUAUGCAUGCUGACAUAUCAAUCUCCAAGUCUUCUGCUUCUUAUUUGGCUAAACAGCAGUGGGAAGAGGUUCAGGGUGCAAUUCAGCAGGUUCAGAAUAUCAUGAGCCGAUGCUUGACAACACAUGAUAAGCUGGAAGCAUCACUACGUGAUCUUUCUAGGACAGGGGAUGUUCAAGCCUGUAAAGCUGCUCGAAAAGCAGCUGAUGGUUUGUUAAAGGAGCUGUCAAAAGAAUUGAAACCAUUGCUGACCUUCUUGCAUUCUUCUCCAUCAGCUGCUCAAAUAUUACCCAAGGUGGAAGAGCUGGUGGCUAAGGAGAGAGAAUUGCAAGAAAAGGUGAUGGCAAAGCACUCUACAGUGGUGGAUGGCUAUGAGAAGAAGUCUGGGGCACGGGAUAUUGAGAACCGGGUGGCGUUGCAGCAACAGAAACUUACAGCAUUGAGGCAGGAGGUUGACAAUCUUCUUGAGUUCAUUGAUGAAAUAUAAAGUAGGCAUAGUAUAUUGCUCCAAACUGAUGACCUUGUCAUUUGUAACGCGGGGGUCAGAAUUUUGUUUAAGGAUUAUAGAUGAGUUAACCCUAGUUUCAAUGUUUUCUUCUUUUGUUUAUCUCUGGAACGUUGUUUCUUCCUUAAUCUAUAUGACUUUUACAUACAAUUCAAUAUUGAA